CAACAAACAACCCCUAAAAAAGCACACCCUCUGGCGAAAUUUCUGAGCCAAUUUUCUCUUGAGCAGGGGUCCUGUGUCCUUGGCGCUGCCUUCGCGUUUCAGACUCAGGACGACGACCACGACAACGACAACUUGAUUAAGGUUAAUGCCCCUAGCCGACCUUGGGGUGCGACACAGUUCGGGACUCGGGAACUCGGAACUCGCAAACGGGCAGCUCCGAACUCCGAACUCGGAACUCGGACCCCAUCGUCCUUACUUUCCCAUGGGUUCAAUGAACUUUUAGGGAACUCAUUAUGCUUUCCGAGUAUGCCAUGCCGUGUGGGUGGUACACCGGUACAACAUACAUCGAUAGGCUCUACCAAGUUGAUUGGCCAGGCCGAAACGGAACAGCCAGCUGGUGUGUAUAUCAUUUUAGGGCUCGUCCUCUAGAGCAGGGUCCUCCCCUUUCGCCCCGAAGCUCUCCACUGUUGCUCUGCAGCUGUUGUCGGGCGCUAUUUUUGGUGCAAGACGAACUUGCCGCCGUGCUUUUUGUCAGUCUGUCGCUGGCGUUGCUCCUGUCUGGACACCAUGAAUCAUCCAGUACUCUACUCGUAUUGGCGCAGCUCGUGCUCCUGGCGCGUGCGCAUUGCGAUGAAUUUGAAGGAGAUACCCUACGACAUCAAGCCGAUCAGUCUGAUCAAAUCCGGCGGCGAGCAGCAUUGCAAUGAGUAUCGCGAGGUGAAUCCCAUGGAGCAGGUGCCUGCCUUACAGAUUGAUGGACACACCCUCAUCGAGUCGGUGGCCAUAAUGCACUACCUGGAGGAGACCCGCCCCCAGCGACCCCUCCUCCCGCAGGAUGUCCACAAGAGGGCCAAGGUCCGCGAAAUCGUCGAGAUUAUCUGCUCGGGCAUCCAGCCCCUGCAGAACCUCAUCGUGCUCAUCCACGUGGGCGAGGAGAAGAAGAAGGAGUGGGCCCAGCACUGGAUCACACGUGGCUUCCGGGCGGUGGAGAAGGCUCUCUCCACCUCCGCCGGCAAGUACUGCGUGGGCGACGAGAUCUCCAUGGCCGACUGCUGCCUAGUACCUCAGGUUUUCAACGCCCGAAGAUUCCACGUGGACUUGCGUCCCUAUCCCAUCAUACUGCGCAUCGACCGCGAACUGGAGAGCAAUCCGGCCUUCCGGGCGGCCCAUCCCUCCAAUCAACCGGACUGUCCGCCGGAGCUGCCCAACAAAUAGAAUUUUGCGACGCCAACUGCAAAGCGCCGUAAGACGAAGAAGUGAAUUGCAGUUCGUAACCCAGGCACAAGACAAACUACUAAGAACUUAAAUCUGAUCGGUGGGCAGGCUGGAUGAUGGGCGAGGGCGUAAGGAUUGGACAGAUUGAACGGAUGGCAAGGACUCCAUUAAGCAGAAACAGUCGGAUGUGAUUUAAGAAAUUGCUAACAGCAUUUAAAUAUGCAUAAAUGCAUAAAAAUACUAUGUUUAACAAUAUGAAAUUCCAACACGAAAUUCAAAUGCAAAAUUCUCAGUAACGGAACGAAAACGAAAAAAAAAUUUAAAAAAUAAAUUCUUCAGAUUUCUCUAGUUUGUCAUUGUGAACAUGAUCUUAAAGAUGAACUCAUAUAUAUUAAAUGUAACUUA
Drosophila gunungcola (fruit fly) is the source of this 1620-nucleotide messenger RNA. RefSeq names its product probable maleylacetoacetate isomerase 2 (gene GstZ2). The record is from RefSeq and is a predicted model, not a curated record. Lineage: Eukaryota; Metazoa; Arthropoda; Insecta; Diptera; Drosophilidae. Gene Ontology annotation, biological process: L-phenylalanine catabolic process; glutathione metabolic process. Gene Ontology annotation, molecular function: glutathione transferase activity; maleylacetoacetate isomerase activity. The coding region runs from base 568 to 1215 and encodes 215 amino acids. Gene Ontology annotation, cellular component: mitochondrion; cytoplasm. The transcript is spliced from 4 exons.